GGGGGAGGGGGGCUGGGAGUGGAAAGUGUUUAAUUCCAACGUUCAGUGAAAGCAACAAACCAGCUCUUCAGGCUAAACUGUUCCUGUCUCUCAGCCUGUGCCUUUAAACUCCGCCGCGAACUCCCCCAGUGCCUCCCACCGCCCCCUCCGGCGCCCCGCGGGCCCGGGCGGCUGAGCUGCCGGGGAAGGCACCUGACGGCAACGGGAAAAGCAAAGCGGAUGCAUUUGUCCUACCUUUGAGGUCCAUUGAAAUCCACUGUUGCACUGGUCAGCACACCUGAACUAGAUUUCUGAGUGCCCACAUUCAGCACACUGCAAGAGGGACAGUGACUCCAAAACCUACCGAAAGAGGGAAGGAGAGAUUCCUCAUCUAGCCCGUCUGUAGAGCUGCUCAGAAAGCAUGGACCAGAUAAAGACAGGGCAAGGCACCCAGAGAAGGAGACUGGGGGCCUGCUGCUGGAAGGUAACCGCUGCUGCUGCUGUGGUGGGCAGUGCAACAGCCCUCUGCCUGGGGAUCCUGCUCGCCUGCCAUUCCACAGGAGAGGCCAGCUUUGAGCACACAGUGGAGCUGAAAGGAAUCACAUUCAACAGCAGCUUACAGAUGGAGAACUCAGACUACUAUAGGGUGCUGACACCUGCUCUUGAAAGACUGUUUCUAUCCAGUCUCCAGGACUCCCAGCUGAACUGGAGUUGCACUGGUUGCACUAUCCUGGGCUACAGUAGGAAUGGAAAUUCCGGUGUGAUCGUCCAUUUCCGCCUGCUCUUCACUCCCCAGGAUUCCCAACCCCUGAGCUCUACCUUGGAGGAGGAAGCUCUGAGGCAUGGGCUGGCAGCUGCCCUGCACAAGCAGGCUUUCCCCCUGGCUGCCUAUGGGACCAUCUCCUCAGCUUCUCUCACAGGUCCCAACAAGGUUUCUUCCCACAGACCUGGACUGAAAUCAGACUGUGGGAGUCGCCCUGCCAUGCAGACUACCAGCAGGAUAGUUGGAGGCUCAGAGGCGUCCAGAGGGGAGUUCCCGUGGCAAGUCAGCCUACGAGAGAACAAUGAGCACUUCUGUGGGGCUGCAAUCCUCACAGAGAAGUGGCUGGUGUCUGCUGCUCACUGCUUUACUGAGUUUCAGGACCCAGCCAUGUGGGCAGCUUACACUGGGACCACAUCCCUCAGAGGCUCUGACAGCAGUGCAGUGAAAAUGGACAUUUCACAGAUCAUCCCACACCCCUCUUACAAUGCUGACACAGCUGACUAUGAUGUGGCUGUGCUGGAGCUGAAGAGACCUGUGACUUUCACUAAGUACAUCCAGCCCGUGUGCCUGCCAGAUGCUGGCCAUCACUUCCCCACCAGCAAGAAGUGCCUUAUUUCUGGCUGGGGCUACCUCAAGGAGGAUUUCUUGGUGAAACCUGACUUCCUGCAGAAAGCAACAGUGGAGCUUCUAGACCAGAACCUAUGUUCCAGUCUCUACAGUCAUGUCCUCACAGACAGAAUGAUGUGUGCUGGCUACCUGGAGGGGAAAGUUGACUCCUGCCAGGGUGACUCUGGUGGGCCCCUGGUUUGCCAAGAACCAUCUGGCAGAUUUUUCCUGGCGGGAAUUGUGAGUUGGGGUAUUGGAUGUGCCGAAGCCAGGCGCCCUGGGGUUUACACACGUGUUACCAAACUCAGAGACUGGAUCUUGGAUGCUAUUUCUGCCUUCCCUACCUCCAUAGCCCAUACUGUUCCUCCAGUACACUUCAGGACUAACAGUAACAUGGUCAGUGCUGAAGAGGUCAACACCACCACUGGAGAAACUCCCACCACCUCACCAGCCCCAGCUGCCAGCAGGCCAGUGACUGCAGCAAGACCACAAGAGUGUGGAGGACAACCUGGGUUCUCUACACCCAGCAAGAUUGUGGGAGGAACAGAUGCUUCCAGAGGAGAGAUCCCUUGGCAAGUCAGCCUGAAAGAAGACUCAAGACAUUUCUGUGGAGCCACCAUCAUUGGGGACCGCUGGCUGCUGUCAGCAGCUCACUGCUUCAAUGAGACAAUGCCAGAAGAGAUCGAAGCCUAUGUGGGAACAACAUCCCUAAAUGGAACAGAUGAGAAUGCAGUGAAAGUCAGUGUAAAAAGAGUGGUCCCACAUCCCCUCUUCAACCCCAUGAUUCUGGACUUCGAUGUGGCUGUACUUGAACUGGCAAGACCUCUUGUCUUCAACAAAUACAUACAGCCAGUGUGCCUCCCACUUGCUGUGCAGAAGUUUCCUGUUGGCAAGAAAUGCCUCAUUUCUGGAUGGGGUGACCUGCAGGAAGGGAACGACACCAAGCCCGAGAUCCUGCAGAAAGCCUCUGUGGGCAUCAUAGAACAGAACACCUGCAACUUCCUCUACAACUUCUCCCUCACUGACCGAAUGAUCUGUGCUGGCUUCAUGGAGGGGAUGGUAGACUCAUGUCAGGGAGAUUCAGGUGGGCCCUUGGCCUGUGAGGUGACCCCGGGAGUGUUUUACCUUGCUGGCAUCGUGAGCUGGGGAUUUGGCUGUGCCCAGGCUAUGAGACCUGGUGUGUACUCCAGAAUUACCGAAUUCACAGACUGGAUCCUGGACACCAUCUCCCAAUUGCCCAGUGAUGGCACAAGCACACCUUCCAGUUCAGCCAUCCCUAGAACUUCUGCCAUGGCCAUUUUUAUCCAGCCCAGCACAAUGGCUGCAAGCCCAACCAGCAGAACCACCCUGGAGACAAAGAUGAACAGAACCAUGAAUGAAACUUCCACAGCUCUGAGAGCAACUGAGACUGCGAAGCCUACCCAAACCCCAGUGGUGCCUUGUACCAGCCUCACUUUCAAGUGUUCCAGCAAGGUGUGUAUUGGAAAAGAAAAUCCUGAAUGUGAUGGUGUUGUGGACUGCAGCAAUGGUUUCGAUGAGCGCAACUGUGACUGUGGCCUAACAACUGCUCUAGCCUUCAGCAAGAUUGUGGGUGGUAGCAGUGCAGCCCAAGGAGAAUGGCCCUGGCAAGUCAGUCUGUGGCUUCGGCGGAAGGAGCACAAGUGUGGGGCUGUUCUCAUUGCUGACCGGUGGCUGCUCUCUGCAGCUCACUGCUUUGACAUCACCCUGGCUGGGAUGAUAUGCCCCACAGGAAGCACACACUCCCUAUCAGAGAAAUGCCCCUGCAGUUACAGUGACCCCAAAAUGUGGGUGGCCUUUCUAGGAACACCCUUCCUGAGUGGCAUCAAUGGCAAAAUGGAGAAAAUAUUCCGUAUCUACAAACACCCUUUUUACAACGUCUACAGCCUAGACUAUGAUGUGGCACUACUGGAACUGAGCACACCUGUCAAGUUCAGCAGCACCAUCAGACCAAUAUGUCUCCCAGACAAUUCUCACAUCUUCCAUGAAGGGGCCAGAUGCUUCAUCACAGGCUGGGGCUCCACAAAGGAAGGAGGUCUCAUGUCAAAGCAUCUGCAAAAAGCGGCAGUGAACAUGAUUGGAGACCAGGCUUGCAAAAAGUUUUACCCUGUCCAGAUCAGCAGCAGGAUGCUGUGUGCUGGUUUCCCACAGGGCACCGUCGACAGCUGUUCAGGUGAUGCAGGUGGGCCCCUGGCAUGUAAAGAACCUUCAGGGAAGUGGUUUCUAGCAGGAAUCACAAGCUGGGGCUAUGGCUGUGCCAGGCCAUACUUUCCUGGCGUCUACACCAAAGUCACAGCUGUCCAGGGCUGGAUUGUACAGAACCUGAAGCUCUGAAACAACAUUUCACCACUCAGGGAAGGUGAUGAAUGAGAGGAAUAACUGCCAGAGGAUGCACUAACCCCUCAGCUACUGUACAUGUACUGUACUGUCCUGAUGUUGCAAAGGGGUGAAGAUGGCCUUGCAGGUAUUAAGCAAAUGGCAGUGUUGUGUGACCUGCUGGUUGUUACACCAAGGCAUUUGAUAACUACUUUGCAUAGAAAGGUACAAAAUUCUAGAUAUUUUCUAUAAAUAAAUGAAGCCUGUCCCAUUUGGCCAAACAUA
Messenger RNA from Parus major (Great Tit), 3967 nucleotides. It is a transcript of the gene TMPRSS9, whose product is annotated as transmembrane serine protease 9. Gene Ontology annotation, molecular function: protein binding; serine-type endopeptidase activity. The record is from RefSeq and is a predicted model, not a curated record. The coding region runs from base 401 to 3700 and encodes 1099 amino acids. NCBI's taxonomy places the organism in Eukaryota, Metazoa, Chordata, Aves, Passeriformes, Paridae. The transcript has 21 exons. Gene Ontology annotation, biological process: proteolysis.